AUCCUAUUUACUCUUUGCUGUCUUGAAUAUUCGUCCCUUCUUCACUCACCGUAACAGAUUCCCAAAAUCGGCAAUUCUCUCUCUAUCUAGAACUGAAUUCUUUUGAUUUAGGGCUUCGAUCGAUGGCGAAUAACGGAUCUUCCGGAGGCGCUACGUGGGCUGAUCAGUGGGACUACAACCCGGACCCGGUCUCUGUGCCCGAUAACAACAAGAAGAACACGAGUAAUUACAAGCAGAAGGUCGGAGAAGGCCUAGGAAAGACCAAAGCAGUGGCGUCGACUGGCGUGAAGAAGGUCAAGGAAGGGACCGCCGUCGGAUUUCAGUGGAUCAAAGACAAGUAUCACAAAACUACUCAGAAAAAAAACUGAUUGUUUUAUACAUAAUCAUGCCGAUUACUCUGUUCGAUCGUUCUUUUUUCCUUAUUUGAUUAUGAUCGUAUAUGUUUUGUUCACUUUUUUGGUUUGUUUGUUUAUACUUGCAAGUAUAGAUUGUUGACUGACUGGAAUUUGUAGGAUUUGAUGGAUUUUUGUUAAUUCACCUGGAUUUGUUCUCUUUCUUUGCUCAAAUAUUCUUGAUUUGGUU
This is a messenger RNA of Tripterygium wilfordii, 582 nucleotides long. RefSeq lists its product as uncharacterized. Lineage: Eukaryota; Viridiplantae; Streptophyta; Magnoliopsida; Celastrales; Celastraceae. The record is from RefSeq and is a predicted model, not a curated record. Bases 123 to 368 code for a protein of 81 amino acids. The transcript has a single exon.